This is a messenger RNA of Rotaria socialis, 975 nucleotides long. The record is from the annotation of a GenBank genome assembly. Lineage: Eukaryota; Metazoa; Rotifera; Eurotatoria; Philodinida; Philodinidae.
AUGUGGCCGUAUAUUUGUCGGUAUUUUCUGUUCAUAUUCUUAUGUAGUCAUCAGACAACAACCCAGAAUGUCCCAUUUGACACUAUUGUAAGUUUUGGCGAUUCACUUACUGAUACAGGCAACGUUUAUAAUUUAACAUCUCAUACAUGGCCUAUUGUACCACCAUAUUUUGAAGGUAGAUUUUCAAAUGGCCCUGUUUGGAUAGAGAAAUUAGGUAUAUCGAUUAUAAAAAAUUAUGCACAUGGCGGUGCAACAACGGAUAAUGAUUUCAUACAGGGCUAUACUGCAUCUGACACAGUGCCUGUACCUGGUAUUCGUCAACAGAUAAACAUUUAUGUGAAAGAAACUAACACAGUUACUUUGAAUUUCGUCCGUACACUUUAUGUUAUAUGGGGUGGCGCUAAUGAUUAUUAUUUCAAUAAAACAAUUAGUCCAUCAGUAGUUGCUGCUAACAUUUUAAAUGGUGUUAAAGAUUUACUCACUAUUGGUGCUAAACAUAUUCUUAUUAUGAAUCAUUUACCUGUUCAAGUGAUGCCAUUUGUUCAGACAGAUCAAGAAUUUAUUUACUAUAGAAAACGCACUAUCUUUCAUAAUAAUAAUCUUUCGGUUGACAUUGCAAAACUUGAUUAUGAUCGCAAAAAAAGUGCUUUAUAUUUAUUCGAUAUUUAUUCAUUUAUUUUGAAAAUUACUGAUAAUCAUAAGAAUUAUUCUUUGAAUAUAAAAGACAAUUGCUGGAAUGUAUUAAAUGGUAAUGUCAGUAUUUUAUGUUCAAAUCCACAACGAUAUGUUUAUAUUGACCAAUAUCAUUUUACAACACGAAUUCAUGAAUUAAUUGGUGAUGCUGUACAUAAAUUUCUCUUCACUUCAUUUGGUGUCACUAAACAUUCGUAUUCUGUUAGUAACAUUGCAUACCUACAACUCUUUCUAAUAUUGUCAUUCUAUUCUCAUGAGAAAUCCUUCUUAUUUUUCAUUUGA